AAAGUUUGAAAAAUAGCAUUCGAAAUCCUCAAAUUCGGAAUAAUAUCAAAUUAAAAUUCUAAAAAAUCGCAAAAACCAGUCGCUUUUGCAUGUGUUUGGAGCGCGUAGUAUGGAUUUAUGCCUGCGAGGGUCGCAGAUAAAUUUGGUUGAACGUCAGAAACCGCGCCCCAAAUACAACUCCCAAACGAAUUUAUAUCAACCGUCGAGCGCCAGUCAGCUGCACAGUGGCUACAACGUGCGUGUACGUCCACGUUCGGCACAGUUUUUCGGCAAACGUAGCCGCUCCUCACCAUUUCUCAAUCGACCACAAUCGGCCGAGCUCAGUCAGUUCGCUGUUGGCACAACUGGCGGCGCUGCCGGACAGCUUACGGGCGGCAACAAUUGUGUUUCCUACUGUGGACGUGGCGGCGAGUACGUGGCUGAUAAGUUUGGCAGGAAUAAGCGUUAUCAAUCGAUUUCCUCUUCAAGUCUGUUGAAACUGUUGCUGGACGAGCCCAUCAAACGCUCUUGGUUGUGUCGUGGCGGUGUCUCUUCACCAGAAACCCAGUCUGAGCAGAGCAGUGCACGUAAAAACUCACUCGCCUACUACGAUUAUUGUAAAGGCACGCGUACAGAACUGGUGGGUGCGACUAGUGUACGCUUGGACAAAUUUCGCAAGCAGCAGACAGCAAGUGGAGAGAGUAAUAGAUUUAAUAUGAGCGCUUCGACAUCGCGUCUCUCCAGCGGCACUUCCGCCUCAAGUUAUGCACGUGACAAAUCAGCCGGCUCUACAGCAUCCACCUCAUCUUUGCGCGCGACAGAUUACUGGCAAACGAACACUAUAUCACCACACACUGCAAUGCUGCAAAAGCAAGCCAAACCCGAUCUUCCGGGACGUGUGUCCUUCUCAAAACCCAAUACGGACUUACGAAAUGAGCCAGAACUGAAUUUAAGUGAUGGCGAACAGGAAAAACAUAUGCCUUAUGAGCGCAUAACCAGUAGUCCACCCACUGAAGUUGCCAUCUCCGCACCAGGACCAGCAACACCGCCGGCUGCAGCUGGUUUUAAAAGCAAACCCGAGUUCGCUGCACCAAAAUCCGUAUAUAACGAACUACCCAGCUCGGCGGGUGCUAAGAAGUCUGUGCAUUUUGGCGCAUCUGCCGGUGGUGAGGGCAUACUCGCCGAGACUUAUGAAUAUCCCAAAUGCCCUUCAGAGAAUUGCUCGUGUAGUACACGUAGCUCGUCCACGGCGAGCAGUACACAGGACAUCGCAAUGGAGGGAAAGUGUGCUUGUGUCGCGUCGACUUGUAAAUUCAGCGCUGAGCAGUUGGUGCGUCGUUCGAUCCUAAGCGAUAUGGAAUUUAUGGUGAAGGAGGAUGCGCCGCAGAAGUCACCAUCCAACGAGGAGCUCAAGGUAAUACGUGACUACAAGAGCGUUGUUGGCGAUCAACUCGAGAACUCCGUGGUUAAGCAGAUACUUGAAGAAGACAAAGCGAAAUUUGGUUCUUAUGAAAACUCAAAUAAUGCACUAGACUUGCCAACGUACUUGGAUAAAUAUGUUUCGCCCACAAAGCCGAGUGUAUACAACGUUAAACCGAACAACCUGAUCGAAGCCAACUCUUCGACAAACUAUAAGAAUGGCAGCAAAAAACAGCUAGUACCCAGCGCCGGCAACGAGAUAAAUAAGACGGAAAACAAUUUAGAGAAUAACUUAAAAAUGCAGAGUCCAUACACAGCCACCAGUGAUACGGUCAUCAAUAAUUAUCUUAAGGUAGCGGCCACAACGCCACUUAUGACCAAAAAGAAGGAGAACAAUCGACCAAACUCAGGCGAGAAGCAGUUGAGAAAUAAUAGUAAGAGACCGCCGGUGGCAGCGUCGAAUAAUCAGCACACGAUAAGCAAAACGAGCGGCAAUGCAAAGUUAAAGAAAGCAACGAGCUUUGGCAGUCUGCGUGAAGACUCCAAUUUGACUGAGUUCAAUCUGGAUAAAGUGGACAGUUGGAUGUCUAUGCAUGGGGGAGGAAGCAUGCAUGAGCGUAAAACCUUGUCGAAACACAAGUCACUCGAUGCGGAUUUCGAGAAGUUGGCGGGGGAUGAAGGCGUGCAUGAGCAGGCAGACCUGCUAGCCGAGCGCGAAGCAGAUGAGCAAGCGGAUAGCGUGUCGCAAGUAUCUACGAAGUCGGAGGGCGAAUCUACAUAUGAUGAAAUCGUUUCGGUAAUUAAAGAGAUUGAUGAGGAUAAAAAGAAAGAUAACUACGCUGAGCGUGCGGUUAAUGAGCUGGAGCUCAAACUAAACUCGACAACAGAUACUGUGGCACUGCCUUCAGCACGUAGUGAGAAAAUCGCGGAGGCUGAGACUGAGUCGCCGGACAAGUACAAAGACAUACUAACUUACUUGGAUACUGUGGAAGACAGCUGUGAUCGCACACUGCUCGAAACACGGCGCUCUAUACCCGAAUCUAAUCGCUCCGAAAUGGAGUUUGUCGUAGAACCCGAUAUUGCCGAGGAUGUGCCCAAAUUAGCCGAUCUACUCAUGCUGCCCAAUCAUCAGCUUGCGCGUCGCAUCAUCGCUUUGAGCUUACGCGCCAACGAACUCGCCAAUGCUGUUUAUCUCUCCAAAGAGCAUGUGAUGAAAGUACGCACGGAGAAACAAAAAUCUAUACGCACUGAGAAGGCGAAUGCGGCGAAUCGUAUGCGUGAGCAGAAGAAACAUUAUGAGACGAUUGUGAAGCGACAUCAGGGUUUCAUAGAACAGCUACUCAAAGACAAGGGUUCGCUUUGUGAGAAAGUCGCGGCACUCACACGCCGGUUAGAGAGUCAAAAUCAAGCUUGGGAGCACAAGCUAGAGUCGGAGGUAACGCGCGUUAAAGAAACUACGUUGGCUGGUGAGAAGAUUCGACGUGAGCGUUGGGUGCGCGAGAAUACGAAGAAAAUUAAGGAGCUCACCGUGAAAGGUCUGGAGGCGGAAAUUAAUCGAAUGACAUGCAAUCAUCAGCGUGAAAUAAAUGAGCUCAAGCAAGCGCAUCAACAACAACUCUUGGACUCACUCGAAGAGGCACGCAUCAAGCAUGAGCAGAUUGAGAAUUCCAUAAGAGAGUCGUGCGCACAAGAUCGCGAGUCGAUUAUAGAGAAAGAACGUCUGGCGAUACGUGAGAGAUUCGAGCGCCAACUGGAGGAGGAGCGCAAGUGUUUCGAUGAGCAGCGCCAAAAGCUUAUUGAAGACUUCAACGUCGAACGUGCGCGUCUGCAAAAUGAGUUGAAAGUGAAAGAUGCCAACUUUCAAGUGCGUCGCCAAGAGCUGCAGCAUGAGAAGGAAAUGGAGUUGGAGCAAACGGUGGCCGAGUUGCAAGAGAAAAUGUUUAAACAGGAGGAGAAGUACCAGAACCGCAUAAACACUAUCGAGAAACAGUAUGAGGCAGACUUUGAGCUAUGGAAACGUGACUACGAGAAUGAGUGCAAGGUGACGCAGGUGGAUAAAGAGAAUACAAUACGGCAGCACUAUCGUGCCGAGCGCGAUCGGCAAAUCGAUGCUAUUGUCAGUCGUAUGGAUGCGGAGGCGCAAAAACAUGCCGAGGAGCAUGAAAUCAGGUUAAGUCGCUUGAAAGAGAAAUACGAAAAAGACUUGGAAUUGGUUGAAAAUGCCGAGAGAUCACUACGAGAGAAAUAUGCAGAGACGCGUAGUGCACUAGCGGAGGCCGAUGCGCAAGUACGGAACUCGGAAGCGGAGAUUAAGCAGCUGAGAAUGGAGUUGGAGCACAGCAAGAAGAUGUGCAAUGACUUUAUAUCCGAACGCGAUCAAUUGCGCGAUAAUUUACGCAAUGAAAUGCAGAGCGAAGCGGCGGCUAUCAAAUCGGAGCGCGAUAAUGAAAUACAAAAGAUACACAAAAGGGUCCAACAAGCGAUUGAGAAAAAGGAUGCCACCAUCGAUUUAUUGCAAAAGGAAAAUGGCAGCUUGCGUGAACGUUGUUUGAAGUUGGAGGCGGUUAUAAGGCAGCAAAGAAAAGAUUAUUGUGUGAAGUAAUUAAUGUUGAAUGUGGGUGAUUUAAUUCCAAAAAAAAAGGCGGAAACAAAUAUUGAAUAAAGUGAAAUGUAA
Molecule: messenger RNA, 4072 nt
Organism: Ceratitis capitata (Mediterranean fruit fly)
Lineage: Eukaryota; Metazoa; Arthropoda; Insecta; Diptera; Tephritidae
Gene: dila
Product: centrosomal protein of 131 kDa
Exons: 14
Coding region: 110-4000 (1296 amino acids)
Biological process (GO): intraciliary transport involved in cilium assembly; regulation of centrosome duplication; cilium assembly
Cellular component (GO): centriolar satellite
Source: RefSeq, a predicted model, not a curated record